AUGGCCGACAUCAACGAAAAAGGGCCGCAGUCUUUGGACGCGACUAAGGUCUUUGAUGACUCCAAUGGGCACGUAAGCUCCGGAGAUUCCGUACCAGACACUUCGAAGGAAACCGUUCUGGUUGAAGACGAACGAAACAAGUACCGGUCAAUCCAUGGCGUCAAAUGGUUUUUGGCCGUCCUGGCUAUUUUCUCGUCUGUUUUCCUUUUCGGGUUGGACACGACUGCAGUUGCGGAUAUUUCCCCUGCGAUGAUCAGUCGGCUUGGACAGGCUGAUUUGCUCCCCUGGUUGAGCUCGGGCUAUGCAUUGGGAGCCAUGAACAUUCUUCCUUGGGGCAAGUCAUUCGGUGUCUUCAAUCUGAAAUGGACCUAUAUCCUCACUGUUGCCUUGUUUGAGGUGGGAAGUGCCAUCUGUGGUGCGGCGCCGAAUAUGACGGCCUUGAUCAUUGGACGAGUGAUUGCUGGAGUUGGAGGAUCGGGCAUGUAUCUCGGUUGCAUCACAUAUCUCGCUGUGACGACUAGCCCUCGGGAAGGGCCGCAUUACAUCGGGCUAGUGGGAUUCGUCUGGGGUAUUGGGACAGUCCUGGGACCAAUCGUCGGCGGUGCCUUUGCGGAUAGCUCAGCGGGCUGGUGCUGGACCUUUUAUAUUAACCUCUUGAUCGCCGCCCUGUUUGCCCCCGUUUACUUCUUCUUGCUCCCUAGUAUCGAUGCGCAGCCAACGGCGACUUUGAUCCAGAAGCAUAAGCAAGUGGACUGGGUGUCCAUUGUUUUUCUGAAUGGAUUCAUCGCAUGUUUCGUCAUGGCCAUCAACUUCGGAGGAGCCGUGUAUGCGUGGAAUUCCGCUCGAGAAAUUGUUCUCUGGGUCAUGACGGAGGUCAUCUUCGUCGGGUUUCUCCUUGUGCAGUAUUUCCAUCCGCUUGUAACGAAAGAACAGGUUCUCUUCCCCGGUCAUUUGCUGAAGCGCCCCCUCAUGCUCAAUUUGACCGUUCAAAUGUUUUUGUCAUCAGGCGUGCUCCAGGGUGCUAUUUGCUACAUUCCCUUGUUCUUUGAAUUCGCAAAGUCGGAUGCAGCCCUCGAAGCCGCCGUGCGACUUCUACCUUACGUUUUCAUGCUUGUCGCUGGCUGCUUGAUCAACGCUGCGCUUAUGGUCCAAUUUGGAUACUAUAUGCCCUGGUACUUCGGCGGAGGUGCGCUCGUAGUAAUCAGCUCCGCAUUGAUGUGUACUGUCAAUGCACAUACCUCCAACUCCACCGUCUACGGAUACACUGUGCUCAUGGGAAUUGGUGUCGGCUCCUAUUGCCAGGCAAGUUACACUGUAUCUCAGCAGCUGGUACCAAUGACCGAGCUGACCAAUGUCAUUGGCUUGAUGAGUAUCUCCCAGUUCCUCGGCAUCCUAUUCUUCUUGGCUAUUAUGGGCACCUCCUACCAAAACCUUGUCAUCGAGAAGAUUCACAGCAUUCUGCCGAAUGCUAGUGUUGUCGAUGUCCGUCAAUUUAUCGCUGGAACCAGCUCCUCCCUCAGCGCUACCUUGACAAGCGCCCAAUCAGCCGCGGUGGUAAAUGCAAUUGUAACUGCCAUGCGAUCGGUGUGGAUCUUGCUCGCUGUUGCAGGCGGCAUUUGUGUCAUUUUGUCUCUCUUCCUCGGGAAAGACAAGCUUUUCACUAAGGACGGCGCCAAGGGAACCGCAAUCGCAGCAUAA
Molecule: messenger RNA, 1698 nt
Organism: Penicillium chermesinum
Lineage: Eukaryota; Fungi; Ascomycota; Eurotiomycetes; Eurotiales; Aspergillaceae
Exons: 10
Coding region: 1-1698 (565 amino acids)
Biological process (GO): transmembrane transport
Molecular function (GO): transmembrane transporter activity
Source: RefSeq, a predicted model, not a curated record